Molecule: messenger RNA, 4023 nt
Organism: Bolinopsis microptera
Lineage: Eukaryota; Metazoa; Ctenophora; Tentaculata; Lobata; Bolinopsidae
Product: apolipoprotein(a)-like
Exons: 2
Coding region: 1-4023 (1340 amino acids)
Molecular function (GO): signaling receptor binding; endopeptidase activity
Source: RefSeq, a predicted model, not a curated record
AUGGUUCUGGUACCCAUGGUGAUGGUAGAUUUGGUGAUGGUAGGAGGGGCUAUGAUAAACAUGAUGAUGGAACACUUGCUUCGGAGAGCCAUGUUGGUGGUACCAAGGAUCCUGAGGAGAUGGGUCUUGGUAGACGUGGUUCUGGUUGGAGGGUUGGAGAGACUGUUGCUCAUAACCUGGGUGGUAACUGAAGGAGCCACCAUUGGGUUUAUCGUCUUGCUGCAAAAUGUUGAUAUCAAUUUGGUUGGGCUACCACCAUCAACCAGAAAAAGGAUCAAGAAAUGUACGAAGGUCGAAAAGAAGUUUAAUAAACUGCAAUGUGAAUGUGAUGAGUAUCCGGAGGUAGAGUCCCGCACACUCCCUGAGGAGAUCGUCCCCCACAAAACACUUGAGACACUUGAGGCACUUGACACACUUGGGGCACUUAAGGAGAUUGUCCCCCACAAAACAUGUUACCUAGGUGAUGGGGCUGACUACCGUGGCAACGUUAACAUCACAGCUGGAGGAUACACGUGUCAAAGCUGGUCCCAUCAACUCCCACACUACCACAGUCGGACUUCAUACAACUACCCCAACAGUGGUUUGGGCGACCAUAAUUUCUGCAGAAAUCCUGAUUUAGAGGCGUCACCAUGGUGUUACACAACGGAUCCUGAUCACAGAUAUGAUUUCUGUAGUAACAUUGGGAAGUGUCCUGAUGAAUAUGAUUACGAAUGUCAACAGGGGGCAGGCUACUUGUACAAGGGGGAUGUGAUGAAAACGGUGGAUGGGCUAGUCUGUGACUUGAGCUUGGAAAAAACAACCACUACUCUCAACUGUUUGGAGGGAAAUGGAGUUAGCUACAUUGGAAAUGUCUCCAUUACUGAAGGUGGGUUCCAAUGCCAGGAGUGGAGCAAACAAUACCCUAGCCCUCAUACUUAUCACGGUCUGGGAGAACACAACCACUGCAGGAAUCCUAGUGGGCUAGAAGCCAGGCCGUGGUGCUACAUCACUCACCCCGACCGGUCGACCCAGUGGGACUUCUGUGAUGUUCCGGUGUGUAACGAAGACCUGAAAGAGGAACGAACCAUCACCUACCACGCAAACAGAUGUGGUAAUUCUCCACAUGAUGACCACAUGCCAGGGGCUUGGUGUCGUAGCUCAACAAAUAAAAAAACAGUUUGCGCUGUCCGCCAGUGUACUGAUAUGAUUCUUGAGGCACUUGAGGCACUUGAGGCACUUGAGGCACUUGAGACACUUGGGGCACUUAAGGAGAUUGUCCCCCACAAAACAUGUUACCUAGGUGAUGGGGCUGACUACCGUGGCAACAUUAACAUCACAGCUGGAGGAUACACGUGUCAAAGCUGGUCCCAUCAACUCCCACACUACCACAGUCGGACUUCAUACAACUACCCCAACAGUGGUUUGGGCGACCAUAAUUUCUGCAGAAAUCCCGAUUUAGAGGCGUCACCUUGGUGUUACACAACGGAUCCUGAUCACAGAUAUGAUUUCUGUAGUAACAUUGGGAAGUGUCCUGAUGAAUACGAUUACGAAUGUCAACAGGGGGCAGGCUACUUGUACAAGGGGGAUGUGAUGAAAACGGUGGAUGGGCUAGUCUGUGACUUGAGCUUGGAAAAAACAACCACUACUCUCAACUGUUUGGAGGGAAAUGGAGUUAGCUACAUUGGAAAUGUCUCCAUUACUGAAGGUGGGUUCCAAUGCCAGGAGUGGAGCAAACAAUACCCUAGCACUCAUCCUUAUCACAGUCUGGGAGAACACAACCACUGCAGGAAUCCUAGUGGGCUAGAAGCCAGGCCGUGGUGCUACAUCACUCACCCCGACCGGUCGACCCAGUGGGACUUCUGUGAUGUUCCGGUGUGUAACGAAGACCUGAAAGAGGAACGAACCAUCACCUACCACGCAAACAGAUGUGGUAAUUCUCCACAUGAUGACCACAUGCCAGGGGCUUGGUGUCGUAGCUCAACAAAUAAAAAAACAGUUUGCGCUGUCCGCCAGUGUACUGAUAUGAUUCUUGAGGCACUUGAGGCACUUGAGGCACUUGAGGCACUUGAGACACUUGGGGCACUUAAGGAGAUUGUCCCCCACAAAACAUGUUACCUAGGUGAUGGGGCUGACUACCGUGGCAACGUUAACAUCACAGCUGGAGGAUACACGUGUCAAAGCUGGUCCCAUCAACUCCCACACUACCACAGUCGGACUUCAUACAACUACCCCAACAGUGGUUUGGGCGACCAUAAUUUCUGCAGAAAUCCCGAUUUAGAGGCGUCACCUUGGUGUUACACAACGGAUCCUGAUCACAGAUAUGAUUUCUGUAGUAACAUUGGGAAGUGUCCUGAUGAAUACGAUUACGAAUGUCAACAGGGGGCAGGCUACUUGUACAAGGGGGAUGUGAUGAAAACGGUGGAUGGGCUAGUCUGUGACUUGAGCUUGCAAAAAACAACCACUACUCUCAACUGUUUGGAGGGAAAUGGAGUUAGCUACAUUGGAAAUGUCUCCAUUACUGAAGGUGGGUUCCAAUGCCAGGAGUGGAGCAAACAAUACCCUAGCACUCAUCCUUAUCACAGUCUGGGAGAACACAACCACUGCAGGAAUCCUAGUGGGCUAGAAGCCAGGCCGUGGUGCUACAUCACUCACCCCGACCGGUCGACCCAGUGGGACUUCUGUGAUGUUCCGGUGUGUAACGAAGACCUGAAAGAGGAACGAACCAUCACCUACCACGCAAACAGAUGUGGUAAUUCUCCACAUGAUGAUCACAUGCCAGGGGCUUGGUGUCGUAGCUCAACAAAUAAAAAAACAGUUUGCGCUGUCCGCCAGUGUUAUGAUAUGAUUCUUGAGGCACUUGAGACACUUGAGGCACUUGAGGCACUUGAGACACUUGGGGCACUUAAGGAGAUUGUCCCCCACAAAACAUGUUACCUAGGUGAUGGGGCUGACUACCGUGGCAACAUUAACAUCACAGCUGGAGGAUACACGUGUCAAAGCUGGUCCCAUCAACUCCCACACUACCACAGUCGGACUUCAUACAACUACCCCAACAGUGGUUUGGGCGACCAUAAUUUCUGCAGAAAUCCCGAUUUAGAGGCGUCACCUUGGUGUUACACAACGGAUCCUGAUCACAGAUAUGAUUUCUGUAGUAACAUUGGGAAGUGUCCUGAUGAAUACGAUUACGAAUGUCAACAGGGGGCAGGCUACUUGUACAAGGGGGAUGUGAUGAAAACGGUGGAUGGGCUAGUCUGUGACUUGAGCUUGGAAAAAACAACCACUACUCUCAACUGUUUGGAGGGAAAUGGAGUUAGCUACAUUGGAAAUGUCUCCAUUACUGAAGGUGGGUUCCAAUGCCAGGAGUGGAGCAAACAAUACCCUAGCCCUCAUCCUUAUCAUGGUCUGGGAGAACACAACCACUGCAGGAAUCCUAGUGGGCUAGAAGCCAGGCCGUGGUGCUACAUCACUCACCCCGACCAGUCGACCCAGUGGGACUUCUGUGAUGUCCCGGUGUGUAACGAAGACCUGAACGAGAAAAGAACCAUCACCUACCACGCAAACAGAUGUGGUAAUUCUCCACAUGAUGACCACAUGCCAGGGGCUUGGUGUCGUAGCUCAACAAAUAAAAAAACAGUUUGUGCUGUCCGCCAGUGUACUGAUAUGAUUCUUGAGGCACUUGAGACACUUGAGGCACUUGAGGCACUUGAGACACUUGAGGCACUCGAGGCACUCGAGACACUUGAGGCACUUGGGGCACUUAAGGGUGUUCUUGAGGACUAUUCCCUUAUGUAUAGUUAUAGUUGCAUGAGAGAUGAGGACCUAGGAGCGGAAUAUCGGGGCUCCGCAAAUACCACUCAGUCCGGUUAUGAGUGUCAACGUUGGGAUGAACAGUCCCCCCACGCCCACAACAUAUAUCUCAACCCAGGAAAGGGGAUUGGCAAACACAACUUCUGUAGGAACCCCACCGGAGAUCCUCAGCCCUGGUGUUAUACGACUGAGCCGACUGUUCGGUGGGAUUUCUGUGAUGUUCCUGUCUGCACUUAA